CCCCCAAAGAGUUCUGCCAUCGUAGUUCAGUCGUAUAUCCGAGGGUGGAAGGCUCGAAAGCUGCUGCGAGAACUGAAGCACCAGAAACGCUGCCGAGAAGCGGCCACGACCAUCGCAGCCUAUUGGCACGGAGCUCAGGCGCGAAGGGAGCUGAGACGGCUAAAGGAGGCGGCUAGGAAUAAACUUGCUAUUGCUGCUAUUUGGGCUUGCUGGCUUGGAUUUAAGGCUCGAAGGGAGUUGAAACGCUUGAAGGAGGAAGCUAGGCGUAAGCAUGCCGUUGCGGUCAUUUGGGCUUACUGGCUUGGACUAAAGGUCCGAAGAGAGUACAGGAAAUUUUUCCGAGCCAAUGCGGGAAGGAAAAUUUACGAGUUCGUACUUCAGAAGAUCAUGCAGAAGUAUUUCUUGGGAAUGAAGGAUAAGUUGCCCUCUUUGUCACCAAUCGACCAAAACUGGCCGGGCAGCCCGGAUCUUUUCUUGGAUUCCACCCACAACCAAUUGAAAAGGAUCUUCCAUUUGUGGAGGUGUAAAAAAUACCGAGAGGGGUUCACCGAUCAGAAGAAAGCCGUUUAUGAAGAAAAACUGGAAGCCAGCGAGCUUUUCAAGGACAAAAAAGCUUCCUAUCCAGCAAGCGUGGAGCAGCCUUUUCGAGGGGCUUACCUUGACCUGAGCAAGAAUCCCAAGUACAAAAAACUGAAAGACAUUGUGGAGGAGAAAAUUAUCAUUGCGGAAGCAGUGAACAAAAUCAACAGAGCGAAUGGGAAGUGCACUGCUAGGAUUUUCCUGCUCACGAAAAAUCACAUCCUCCUGGCCGACCAAAAAUCGGGGCACAUCAAGUCUGCGGUUCCCCUGGGGGAUGUCACCAAGGUGUCCAUGAGCUCCCAAAACGACGGCUUCUUUGCUGUCCACCUCAGAGAGGGGUCUGGAGCUGCUGGAAAAGGGGAUUUCCUGUUCAGCAGCGAUCACCUUAUCGAAAUGGCUACCAAGCUUUAUAGGACUGUGCUCAGCCAAACCAACCAGAAGCUGCACAUUGAGAUAUCUGAUGAGUUUCUCGUUCAGUUCAAACAGGAGAAAGUGUGCGUGAAGUUUGUGCAGGGGAACCAGAAAAACGGCAACAUUCCAACGUGCAAGCGAAAAAACAACCGGCUUUUCGAAGUUGCUGUGCCUUAAUUGUCUCCUGUUCUCUCCUACCUGACACGAACCUGUUUUUUGUAACAGUGCAAUUUCAGCAGUGGGGGGGGGGGGGAGCUGUGGGAAUCAAGAGGGGCAUCCUGCAAGUAACUUGGGGAGAGCCCUUGCCAAAAGACGUAACCAAGUUAUCGACACACAGAUGUUUUGGUAUGAUAAUCUCUAAGAUCGGUAGGUGGGCUUUGUCUGCUGACGGUGUAUUGUAGGCAGAUCGAGAGCAUUCUCAUACUUGUAAUGGAUUUUUUAUUUAUUCUUCACUUUUUAGUGCUGCUUAUUACAGGCCUGUAUACCUUACAGCCCCGUUCUUCGCCCUUUUCAAGCUGGAAUCCUUCCCCUCCGGCUACGCAGACUACAUUGGGAAGGCAUUCUUUCCGCCUCUUUCCGGUUCUGGGGCCAAGCUCGGCCCAAAGGGUUAAUGGCGAGCCAGGAUCGGAGGCUCUGGCAACAUUCUUCAAAGGAAGCAGUUACCCCAUUAAUUUCAAACAGCACAGAGCCGCUCUGUAAUGUUAUCUUGAACGCCGUCGUCUAUGGCAGGAAACCCUCGGUUCUGCAAAGCAGAAAGAAUGUAUGACUACGUAUGCAACAGCUGCAUAUGUUUAUGUUUUAUUUGCAUUGAAGAAGCAGUGGGCUUUCUAGUCAGCUUUUAACUGUAGGAGUCCAUUAGGCAAGCGACAUAAAAAAAAUGUUGGGGGGUGUUACUGUAGCCCGAGGCAUGCCCUUAUGGGGGGGUCGGGUUCCCCCAUCUAUUUAAAAUUCAUCUUUAAAUGUUAAACCUCCAGGGUGUACAGUUGCUCGCAUGGGGGAACCAAGUGUAGGUAAUUUUAAACAAUGUGUCUGUCAAAUGAAGGGAUCACAAUUUUUUUAGCCCCAGACAUUGGUGUACAUUCUGUACAAUGUGCAAUAAAGCAUUCAUACAGCUUGCAAAACUUAUUUAUAAUAAAUUCUGUCAGAAAGAGGCAGGGACUGGGACGUUGUGUGUAUCCGUUGUCCUGAAGAGUGAAAUUUGUGUCCAGUGUCCAAUUCAAAGGGAGAGUUUCCGGAUGUACACUACAGCUAUCGUUAUCAGAGAAGAUGUACAUAAAUUUAAUAUUAAUGGUAAAUAAUUGUUCUAAUUCUGUGCUGUUUGGUACUCUUGUGAUAACCAUAUUUUUGUAUUUCAAACAGUUUUAUAUAAGUUUGUGCGCCUGAUGCGUAUCGUGUGCGCAGACACACUUUACAGUCAAGACCUGCGUUCGAAACUUUCUGAAUAGAAAUCUCAACCUUAAAUCCUUGGAUCAACCAGGAGAAUUAGCCAAGAGCGUUGAUUUACGGGGUGUCUUUAUCAAGUGUUUAGGCAGAAGUUAGCUAAAAGAGAUUGUUUGUGUGUGAUUGUGGGGUUUUGUUGACGUAAGGACGGUUUUAGACCUCAUUGUAUUCUCAGUCUGAAGAAUUUGCCUUCCGGGAGAGAUUACUGCACUAAAGGUGCAUUGCUGAAAGCCCAAGUAUAAAUAAAGAAAAGCUUUGAAAUCA
Messenger RNA from Sphaerodactylus townsendi, 2694 nucleotides. Its product is annotated as unconventional myosin-Ib-like. Gene Ontology annotation, molecular function: cytoskeletal motor activity; protein binding. The record is from RefSeq and is a predicted model, not a curated record. Gene Ontology annotation, cellular component: myosin complex. NCBI's taxonomy places the organism in Eukaryota, Metazoa, Chordata, Lepidosauria, Squamata, Sphaerodactylidae. The transcript is spliced from 11 exons. The annotation marks the transcript as partial.